UCCUUCAAUGCAAGAUUUGCGCGAAUGGUGCGUGGUCGUGUUGCUUGGCGCCGAGCAAACAAUGUAAUGUGCUUUUGUUUCAAAGAAAAUACUGGAUUCAUUUUUGUAAUUGUUUUUUGUAGUAUUUGAACUGCCAUUCAGUUAUGAACGUGGACAGGGAUACUGCUAGCUCACUUCGACAACAGUUUGAACUUAUACAGAAACAACACCAGAAAAAAUUAUUGCUUCGCAAACAGCAACAAAUUACACAAUCAAACAAGGAUGAAAAAGAGAGCAAUAGUUCAAACCCAGAACAAAAUGCUGGAGGGCAAAGUGAGGACAUUGAUAGUUAUAGUGCUUCGGAGAAAAAUGUGGAUAAUCUUGAACUCAAGUUGAAUGAUGAUUUGAGUGCACGUUCAUCCAUACAGAUGUUAGAAUAUGAUGAUAAAUUGAGGGAGUUAAAAGAUGAAAAUGGAAGACUGUACAAGCUGCUGGCAGAAAAAGAUGAGGAAAUGAAGAUACUAAAUAAACAAAUAACUCAAGAACGGCAAGCAAUUGCUGGCAUAGGACCUGCAUCUGAUACAGCUGCUAAUAAAAUAAUGGAGUUGUCAAAACGGAAUAGGGAAUUAGGAUGUGAAGUAGAAAAGGAAAAAAGACGAGCAAAACAAUUAUCCACAAGAUUAAAUGAAAUUGAAAGUCAACAUUCAAGUUUAACUGCACUGGAAUCGAAAAAAGACGACAGUGAUUCCAAAACGCAGGAAAAAAGCAACGCACAAGUACUAGAAGAAAAGUUGAAACAAGCGCUAUCGAAGAUGGCAGAAUAUCGUAAUCAAUGUGAGAUUCUAAAGAAAGAAGCAAAAGUUGCGCAUAAGGUUAUAACGAAGGAGUGCGGAGAAGGUGUUAACGUUGCAGGACUUUUAAACGAACCUAGUGGUUGGCGUGGAAGACAACAACAAAUAACCACAUUACAAAAUAAGGUAAAUGAACUGAAAGCGCAGUAUAAUGAAGUAACGCUGUCAAGUCAAACUCAUUUAGCAAAUAAAAAGCAGUUUACUCCACAAAGAACAACGACCCCAUCAUUUUAUGAUGAAAAACAUAAACAGAUGUUACGAAAGAUGGAACGGGACAAGAAAGAGGAACAUGAAAGAGUUAGCGGUGAGCUUCAACUUUUGAAUGAGCAGCAUUCUAAGCUUCAAACGAAAUUCGAUGCAUCCAAAACAAGGAACAAGAUACUGAGCAGUGAGCUUAAAGGAAUGAAAGAACAAAUGAAGAUGUUAGUAGAGAAAGGAAAUCGUGACGAUGAAUUGAUCUCGGCUUUGAUGAGAGAACAACAACGACUGAAGAAUAUGGUAGAAAAGAAGAAUUCUCAGAUCGCUGAACGAGAGAGUGCAUGUCGACAAGAAAAGGUUCAACAAGAUAACGAACUAGUCAAAACAUUGACUCAACUUUGUAAGGAACGCGAGGAAAAAGUUACUCAAUUAGAACGUCAACUAAAACGCACUGAAUUUGACCUCAGCGAAAAAACUACAAAACAUCGACCGGAAUCAUUAGAUAAAGCUACUUCAACAGAACUGGCGAGUGAUUUAAACUAUAGCCCAUUAUCGGAAGAAAGUUUGACUAAUGAAUUGAUUCAGCCUAAGAGUGAGAUCGAUAUUAAACAUGACGAAAAAACUACUGCUUCAUCACGUGAGAAGACUGAUUCCCCAUCUAUUCCAUCGAGAUCAGGCGCAUGGAAGAGAAAGACAAACAGGCAGACCAAUGGAGGUAGAAGUGACAGUCCGAAAACAACUGGCAAACAUAAACAGUUUGAUGAGUAUCAAACGCUUUAUGACGCUAUGAAAGUUGAACGCGAUAAGUUAGUUGAACUUGUUUCUGUUUUUCAACAAAGGGAAAGAGACGUCCAAGAGUCCAAUUCUAAAAUAUUGAGUGAAAUCAAGACUUUACAAAGACAAAACAUGGAGCUCGAAAAAAAAGUAACUAGAGCCCAAGGACAAGGAAAACAUAGCUAUAAAAAUCUGCAUCAGAAAACUAGGACAAAAGAUGAACAUAAUAAUGAACCAUUUUAUGUUGAAGAACUUGAAACACAACUUGCCAUUCAGAAAGACGAAAAUGAUGCUUUAAGAGAGGCGUUAGAGUCAACUUUAGUGGGGAAAAAGGACGAUUUUGAAUAUUAUCAAAGUAUUGUUGAACAAACUAAAAGAGUGUUCCUACAAGGUUUGAAUCAGUAUAGAAAUACAUCAUCUAUGAAGACAAAAUCAAAAACAUAAGUAAAAUGUUUUUGCUUUCAUCCUAGAAAGCUAAAUUUUUAAGGAGCUCCAGACGUGUUUAACUUUGCAGGACACUGAUUUUAUGUAUAUAAAUGAAAUGAUUUUGAUUAAAAAUAUAAAAUCAUA
Xenia sp. Carnegie-2017 is the source of this 2372-nucleotide messenger RNA. Its product is annotated as coiled-coil domain-containing protein 13-like. Bases 144 to 2246 code for a protein of 700 amino acids. The record is from RefSeq and is a predicted model, not a curated record. Gene Ontology annotation, cellular component: centriolar satellite. NCBI's taxonomy places the organism in Eukaryota, Metazoa, Cnidaria, Anthozoa, Malacalcyonacea, Xeniidae. The transcript has 13 exons. Gene Ontology annotation, biological process: non-motile cilium assembly; cytoplasmic microtubule organization.